Alosa sapidissima (American shad) is the source of this 2261-nucleotide messenger RNA. RefSeq names its product forkhead box L1 (gene foxl1). Bases 217 to 1413 code for a protein of 398 amino acids. Gene Ontology annotation, biological process: cell differentiation; anatomical structure morphogenesis; regulation of transcription by RNA polymerase II. Gene Ontology annotation, molecular function: DNA-binding transcription factor activity, RNA polymerase II-specific; RNA polymerase II cis-regulatory region sequence-specific DNA binding. NCBI's taxonomy places the organism in Eukaryota, Metazoa, Chordata, Actinopteri, Clupeiformes, Clupeidae. The record is from RefSeq and is a predicted model, not a curated record. The transcript has a single exon.
AAUGUGGGUGGGCUGGGAACACGGCGAGUGUUUAUCAUAGACAAUUUAUUUUCCAGAGCUAAGUCAACAUAAAACAGCAAACGUACAACAAUUAUUGAACAUUUUAGACUCAUGAGGACGGAACGCGGCAGGAGUCUCGCAGUCUUUGCAGGAGCAGCUCUUGAUGCGGGCUCUACCCUCCGGACUCGCAGCUGGAAGAAGCGAGACUAAGUAGUAAUGAGCUUGUACCACAGUCGAGUGCCCCAGCUCGGUGUGCCCUCCUCGGCUCUCUCUCUCUCCAAUUCAUCCUUGAUUUAUGUGUAUGGAAGUGAGGGCGGGGGGCUGAUUCCAACUUUGGGGUUUGCUUCUCCUCGACAGGAGCCUCCGCAGAAACCUCCGUACAGCUACAUAGCUCUUAUUGCGAUGGCCAUCAAAAACUCGCCAGAGAAGCGUGCCACUCUGAGUGGUAUCUACCAGUUCAUCAUGGACCGCUUUCCUUUCUACCAUGACAACAAGCAGGGCUGGCAAAACUCGAUCCGACACAACCUGUCGUUGAACGACUGCUUCAUCAAAGUUCCGAGGGAAAAAGGGCGACCAGGGAAAGGCAGUUAUUGGACCCUUGAUACGAAGUGUCUUGACAUGUUCGAGAAUGGGAACUACAGGCGGAGGAAAAGAAAGUCCAAAGGCCAAGACGUGGGGGACGCCAAAUCGAGCCAUAAGAGGAGUAAAGUCCUAGUCGCUCAGCAGCAUUGCGUUCCUAAAACGGACUCUUGUACGCACGCGGCGCGCGAGGAUUCACCUCAGGGAGAGAGGACAUUCAGAGACUCAGGAAAGAAACACAAAGAACAGAAAAAUGAAGAAAUGAAGCCAGUCCUUGGUGAGUUGAAUAGGGUUCAAAUUCAACAGAACGCAUCAGUUCAUUACCCAGAUUUGAGCGCACACAGCAAAUAUCAUCCGACAGGCUCGUCUCAGGACUGUCACCCCGCAGUCCCGAAUCCUCAUGUUACAGAUGCAAGUACAUCAUGGCAGGAGGCAGCGAGGCUUGGCGCUCCAGCAGCCCACACGGGCGAGACGGAGAGCCGAAGCCCCGUUACUGCCGAUAAGAAGGAUUCAAGCGCCUUGUUAGGUUCAAGGAGAAGUGCACUUAUCUCCGAAGCAGAUUCCAACCUGUGCGUUCCUUCAUUCAAUCCCAUUAAAACUACAGAGAAAUCCAACGGUUUCAGCAUAGAGAACAUAUUAUCUAAAAGAGCCACGACAAGCCAGCGCAGGUGCAGUUUCGGGAGCUCCGUUGCGCCUUGCUUGGAGACGCGCAGUCACGCGCUUACCUCUUCUGUGCUACUUGGCGCGCGCAACCCGCGGUUGUAUUCGAUGGGAUUUCCACUCUGCUCCUAUUUGUCUCUCACUUGUCCCGAAAACGUCCUUCACCUCAGUUGAGUCUCACCUGGGAAAAUAAUUCCUGAUCAAACCUAUUGAGCAGCUUAAUCCACAGAAACAUUUUGGAGAGCAUUGUGGACUGUUCUCGUGUCAAUGUGUCUUUCCAUUUAUCCACUAUGCUUUUCACUGUUUAUAGAUUAAGUAUAUGCCUACCAUUUUAGCCACUUCUAAAUUCUGAAUGUGUUUUGAAAGCUAAGUGUGUGGUGUAAUUCCUAUGGAUAUAAACUGUGAUUUUGUUUGCCAUAACAGUUUUAAAUGAAGACAUAUGGGUUCCCAACCCCAUAUACUGAAGGUACUGCAUUGGGAAAAUGCGGAAUUAAAAAUAUUAUAGCUCAUAAUAUUAAACCGCACUGCCUUUUUCUGAUCUUUGCCAUUUCUAUUAAUGGAAUAGCAACUCCAGACAGAGUCAUUCCAAGGUUCUGCACUUGGUUUGUACUUUGGUGCCCUAGUUACCUUAGUUGGUGACACAUACUAGGGCACCAAAAAUAAUAAUAAAUGUGCUAGGUUCUUUUGAGGGCCAUUUUUGGACAGAUGUGUCACAGUGGAAGAUUCACCCCUUUUUAAGUGUUUGAAUAAGCCACUGGACAUUACAUAAAGGAUGCAGAGCCAUGUUAUACAAUUAGAUUCUAAAAUUAUCUGUCAGUUCCCAUCUGUCAGGUUUUUAUUUUUUAUUUUUGGGUGGAGUCACACCAGGGGUAUAUCUGUAAAAAAUGUUGCCUUAAAAUGUAGGUAUCCCUGGAAAAGGCCUCACUCAAACCUCUGUUGAAACAUACGAGUGGUUCCUUGCAUUGCAAAUAUAGAUGAUUUCUUUUAAAAAGCCUAUGUUCACAUCUGAACCAAAUGCUCAU